AGGAGGCCACCCAGAGGUCUGUGUCCUGAUUAAGAGGCCCGUCCUUUGCUGCCCGGAGCAGGCCUUGGUCUGAGGUUCAGCCUUGUCCCUGUGCCCAACAGACGGCCCGCCCAGAGGUUGUCUGGGGGUGAUGGUUGACCGGUUGAAUGGAGGAACCACAGAUAGAAGGUCUGGGGUGCUGAGGCCCUGGCUAAGAGUGGUCCCACCCGGUCACACCCCAGUAGUCAGGAGGGCGGGGCCAUGGAGUGGGUGGCGGCCCCUCCCUGUUUCCUCCUGGUGGGACAGCAGAGGUCAGACUCAGUCUCAGCCGUGUGUGCAGUGGGAGCAUGGGCUUCGGCAGCAUGAGGCGAGGGGCGAGGGGUCUGAGGGGCAGGGACGGGCCAGCACCCACGCAGUGCCUGCAGACUCAGUGCUUCGACGUGCUGGUCCGCAACUGCGUGGCCUGCAGUCUCCUCCGGACGCCGGAGCCUAGACCGGGUAAGAGUCGACCGCUGGGACGACUGAGCACAGGGCACCCCUGGAGAGGGAAGAGGGUCCUUUCACAGAGGCCUCCACCCUGCCAGAGUCUUAGGCAUGGCCUCCACCUGCCCCAGGACCUGGGGGGCCUGGCGCUGGCCCUGGUCCUGGUGGGCCUGGUGAGCUGGAGGCACCGAAGGCGGCGGCUCCGCGCCGCGGCUGCUCCGGAGACCCCAGAAGCCCCGGGCGGCGACGAGCCCCUGGACAAUGUCACCAUCCUCUCCCCUGGAACCCUGGAUGUCACAGCUCCCAUCUGGCUUCCACCCAGUGAAGACCCAGCCACUACCCCACCUGCCCACAGCAUCCCUGUGCCAGCCACAGAGCUGGGUUCCACUGAGCUGGUGACCACCAAGACGGCCGGCCCUGAGCAACAGUAGCAGCGGAGGUGGGAAGAACAUGGCCCCUGCCUUCCCUGUGGGCCGUCAGCCAGGAGCUUGGAGGUUGGAUUCGGUUCUUCACCCCAGCACCCACCUGCCCCUUUUCUGGGAGCCAGGCUGCUCCCGGGCUAACCCUACAGAACCACAGGCACCACAGACCACCGAGUUCAGCCUUCCUGGCAUUGUGUGGAAUGUUAGCAUUUGGCGUCAAAUCAUGCCAUCUUUGGCAGCCCUCAAAGGUUGUGGCUGAGCUCUGUGCUUUUGAGUGGCUGGGACACUGAGUAGGAGUUUUUCUUUAAGCAUGGGGAAGCCACCAUAAGUCAGAAUGAAUCUAGGAAAAGGAUCAAGUGGGAGGAUACUUAAUUUGUACCUGGGUGUUGCCUUUCUUUAAUACUUGCUCUCAGAGCCAUCCCACUUUUAAACUGAUGUAAAUUGCAGCAAUGAGUAAACAACCGACUGGUUUGCUUUGGGACUUAUUACAAGAUGAUUUAUUUUAAGAAAUAGCCUGGAUUAUGCUGAUUCUCAGAUAUCUGUACCCUAAGGUCAACCCUGAGCUUGGCCCAAUCUGCUAGGACCUGUGAUGCCAUUUUCAGCCUGGGGGCAGCUUUCAGAGCCCCAGUGUCACACUUGGGAGGAAGUCUACAGCCUCUGGGGCUGGACUACAAAUUCACACUGAAGGCACAGUGGCAGGCAUCUCUGUCGGAGGCCACGUGGAGUCCCAGCUGUCUCCAGGGCACACUGUACAAGGGUAGGGCCCAGGAUCUCCAGGAGGCUCCUUUGUUCAGAGGCCAGGGCAGGCCUGCAGCCUUGAACCAGCUGGACCUGAUGUCCCUUCAGCCCCCUUCUCUCUGGGGCCUGUCAUCUUAAAGUGCCUGGAUCACUUGGCCAUUCUGUGCUGGCCCCUGCAGUCACCUAUCAUCUCAGUAGAACUGUUCCUCUGACAGUGGUGCCCUUUGCUCUGGGGCCUGGAGCUGAGACCAUCUCUUCCACUUCUGGACCACAUUGUGCACUCAGUCACCCACCGACUCUCCUGCCGACCCUCCUACUCAGGGUUACAACCUCCUGACCUGGACUCCACCCUGGUCAGUGUCCUUGGAACUUGUCACAGCUUAGCACCUUUGGAAGGGGCACUGGACUGGGAGUCAGAAGAUGGAGUUCUGAUACCAUUUGUCCUACUUAUAAGUCCUUGACUAUGUUCUGUUCCAUGCAUCAGAUGCUUUCUGCCCACCUCUCCUUGACCUGCUCAUCAGAGCUGCCCAGCAGACACCACCCUUCCUGCCCACCCCUUUCCCAGCUCAAAGACAGUCAGUGGUGAGCAGCAUUUGGAGCCCCCAGCACCUGGACACCCACAUCUACGUCUCUUCUCCUCCCUCCUGAACCCAUCUCAGAUACCCCUGCCUGGGCUGCUAGGUGGCUGGGGUGAGGUAAGGGGGUGGCCAGUAGGCAGGAGGAUGGGCGGCAGACCCAGAAUGGACCCAGCUCUCCACUUCCUUCCAUCUCAGGGUGGGGGCAAUCUGAGCUGUUCCUGACCACUCCUAUCUCCCACCCAACCUUUUGCACUACAGCCAAGGGGUGGGCCCUGGAGGUGAAACAAACCCCCUGGGGCCCAGACAUGCAAAUCUCUGGCACCACUGUAUCCCCACUCAAUCCCUGGUCCAGUCUCAGUUUCCUUUUCUGAAAAGUGGAGGGUUGGAUACAAAGUUCCCCUCCUGGCCUGUGGCCCCCAGAGGAGGACUGGAAGGGAACUUAGAGAAUCCUCACUCUCCCACCUCCACUUUACAGAUGAGGAAACUGAGGCCCAGAGAGGGCAAAGACUUGGCCUUGUUGUCAUCCAGCAAAUAGCAGAAGGGAGGUUCCCUGUGGAGGAACCAGGAGCAGAGGCCAGGAAAGAGGUGGACAAGGAGGGGUCAGCCUCCCCUGAAAGGGGUCCCCCCUCCCAGGGGCCUCCAGUCUCCAGCCCUCUAUCCUAAUGCUGCUUUCUAAGGAGCCUUCAGGAGGUUAGUGCAUUUGAUGUUCACAACAGGAGGAGGGGCGUGGGUGUCUGUGUUUGCUUUAAAAAAUGUUUUUUAUUAAAAAAAAAUCAAGACAUGUGUUUUGUAGACACUUUGCAAAGUUCAGGACAGUAAUCCAGGGUGGAGUCUAUGGAGAAAUGACCCCAAACCCAGCAACACCAGGCCCCUGAGUAGUGGGUUCUCCUACAUUGUAUACAUGUAAAUCCACACCUUGACUGUCAUAUUUGGUGUUUUCUUUUGUCUUUAAACACUUCACAAACAAAGUUUUCAACAUUUGUAAAGAUUCCCACUUGAGUGUUUGGUUGUUCUCAGUUUUCACUAUUAUUGUAACUGAGGCAGUAAUGUCUCCUGCAUAAAUCUCUGCCUGAGUCUGUUUUCCAGGAGACAUUGCAAGCAAAGGCCCUGACCUUUUUUUUUCGAUUGAAAUAUAGUUGAUUUACAAUUUUGUGUUAGUUUCUGGUGUACAAUAUAGUGAUUCUGUUAUACAUAAAUACAUACAUACCUA
This is a messenger RNA of Vicugna pacos (alpaca), 3410 nucleotides long. The record is from RefSeq and is a predicted model, not a curated record. Lineage: Eukaryota; Metazoa; Chordata; Mammalia; Artiodactyla; Camelidae.